Messenger RNA from Bipolaris oryzae ATCC 44560, 411 nucleotides. RefSeq lists its product as uncharacterized. The transcript is spliced from 2 exons. The record is from RefSeq and is a predicted model, not a curated record. Lineage: Eukaryota; Fungi; Ascomycota; Dothideomycetes; Pleosporales; Pleosporaceae. The annotation marks the transcript as partial.
AUGGGGAUACCCUACUCCCGCCAGAUAAACGCCGCCUUCGAACAAGUCACCCCGCUCGUCGCCGCCGGCUUCACCGUGCUUCGCACAACACGCGACAUAUCCAUUUUGUUGGCGAUAAUCCAGGUUCUAACCGUGCUUUUACUAGCGCUGAUACUCGGGGUGCUGGUGGCGAUGCUGUAUUGUAUUAAUCCGGAUUUGGAGGAAGAACGCAAACGCAUUAUAACGCCCUGGCUGCGCUAUGCCGCGCAGAUAAGUAUCUGGGGGGUUAUGAAAUUCGUGGUGGGGAUCGUGGUGAUGUGGAGUGUGGCUAGUGCGGCGGUGUGGAAGGGGAUUGUAGCGAAGCAGUGGGUGGAGGAUGUGGAGUAUGAGGGGAAUGUACGAGCGGAGAUGGCGUUGGAGGAGUUGGAUGAG